UAUUUUGUAAAUGUAUUUUUGUAACUUCGCUACAUAUAAGAUAUUUUAUGAGAUAUAAAUAUAUUUUAAUAUAAAAUAGACAGAUUUUUGUGGUUGAAUGCUGAUAAUUGCAGGAUUUUCAGUAUGUUACUGCCUUAUAGCUGACUGCUCAUGCUUACAGGUUCUAAACACAUUUAAAGCGCUGCAUAGAACAAGAAUGGCUGCAUUUAAAGAUGAUGAAAGGGCACUAACAGCUGCCAGGUUAAAGAUUAAUGAAGAGUUUAAGAAAAACAAAAAUGAAACGUCAGAAGAAAACAUUCUAAAGAUGAUUAAAAUGGGCUCAGAUGUGGAAAUUGUUCUUCGAGAAUCUGUGGUACAAGUGGAGCAUAUUGGAGAGCAACGUCUUUUGCUGCGACCGCGAGAAGGUCUACUGCUGGAAAAUGUUCCAUAUUCUGAUGAACCCAGGACAAAGUCUUGACGGACCUUUUUUUUUUUCUGCACCAUAUUGUGCCAGCCAUGAGACUGUUUUUUUUCCCUGCAGUUUAUUGGGCUCAAAUGAACAAGAUCUUGUUGACAAAGCCAAUGGAAUGAUCGCUGCAAGAGAAAUCUGAUUUGUAUUCAGAGAAAAUGACUCUAUGUGUUUAGUCUAACUACUGAUUUUAACUUGAGACCAUUUCCUCAUCAAAAACACUUCAUUUGCUUUCUCUCCAAUGUAAUCUGGGAACGUUUUUAACUUAAUUCCAAAGUAAAAACUACAAAACGUG
Messenger RNA from Oryzias melastigma (Indian medaka), 743 nucleotides. RefSeq names its product LYR motif containing 7 (gene lyrm7). NCBI's taxonomy places the organism in Eukaryota, Metazoa, Chordata, Actinopteri, Beloniformes, Adrianichthyidae. The transcript is spliced from 4 exons. The record is from RefSeq and is a predicted model, not a curated record. Bases 98 to 457 code for a protein of 119 amino acids. Gene Ontology annotation, biological process: mitochondrial respiratory chain complex III assembly.